AUGAACCAUGAGGGGGGAAACACCCCGGGGUCGGAAUAUCGAGCUAUCGAGUUAGAUGCUAUUGGCCAUGCAUUCGAGAAUAAUUCUGAGGCGAAAGCUGGGUCCUACAUUACCACCACUCACCUUGCAACUAUCAUAACGGGUACCCCUAAGGCCGAAGCCAAGUAUCAAGCUCGGCCAUAA
Molecule: messenger RNA, 183 nt
Organism: Clonostachys solani
Lineage: Eukaryota; Fungi; Ascomycota; Sordariomycetes; Hypocreales; Bionectriaceae
Source: the annotation of a GenBank genome assembly